AUUUCUGCAGUAAAAAUGGCAGAAGCCAGAUUUUCUCAGGAUGAGUUCUUGUGUCCGGUGUGUCUGGAUCUCCUGAAGGAUCCAGUGACCAUCCAGUGUGGACACAGUUACUGUAUGAGCUGCAUUACAGACUGCUGGGAUGAAGAGGAUGAGAAGAGAGUCUACAGCUGCCCUCAGUGCAGACAGACCUUCAGUCCAAGACCUGCUUUAUUUAAGAACGUGGUGUUUGCUGAAAUGCUGGAGAAACUGAAGAACACUAAACUUCAAAGUGUGGUUCCUGCUGGAGCUGGAGAUGUUCAGUGUGACGUCUGUACUGGAAGAAAACACAGAGCCAUCAAGUCCUGUCUGCUGUGUCUGGACUCUUACUGUCAGAAUCACCUCGAACAACAUGAGAGUUUGUUUAAAGGAAAGAGACACAGUUUGAUUGAAGCCACUGGAGGACUGCAGGAGAUGAACUGCCAGAAACAUGAGAAGCUCCUUGAGGUUUUCUGUCGCACUGAUCAGAAGUGUAUAUGUGUGCUGUGUACGAUGGAUGAACAUAAAAACCACGACACUGUAUCAGCUGCAGCACAGAGGACAGAGAAACAGAAGCAGCUGAAGGAGACGCAGAAGACGCUCCAGCAGAGAAUCCAGCAGAGAGAGAAAGAUCUUCAGCAGCUGAGAGAGACUGUGGAGUCUCAUAAGCGCUCUGCACAGACAGCAGUGGAGGACAGUGAGAGGAUCUUUACUGAGCUCAUCCGCUCCAUUGAGAGAAGCCGCUCUGAGCUGACACGACUGAUCAGAGAUCAGGAAAAGACUGCAGUGAGUCGAGCUGAAGAACGACUGGAGCGACUGGAGCAGGAGAUCAAUGAUCUGAGGAGGAGAGACGCUGAGCUGGAGCAGCUUUCACACACACAGGAUCACAUCCAGUUCCUGCAGAGUUUCCAGUCUCUCUCAGCACCUCCUGAAUCUACAGACGUAAAUGAUGAUCUCUUCAGUUCUUCUCGUCUCUUCUGAUGCUCUGAGAGAAUCUGUCCAUCAGCUGAGAGACAAACUGGAGGAUUUCUGCAAAGAGAGGAGCUCAAGAAGAUCUCAGACAGAGUCACACUCACCAACAUUGUUUCCAGGAACGACUUCCUACAAU
This is a messenger RNA of Cyprinus carpio (common carp), 1123 nucleotides long. Its product is annotated as E3 ubiquitin/ISG15 ligase TRIM25-like. The record is from RefSeq and is a predicted model, not a curated record. Bases 16 to 996 code for a protein of 326 amino acids. The transcript has 5 exons. NCBI's taxonomy places the organism in Eukaryota, Metazoa, Chordata, Actinopteri, Cypriniformes, Cyprinidae. Gene Ontology annotation, molecular function: zinc ion binding.